Molecule: messenger RNA, 426 nt
Organism: Phragmites australis (common reed)
Lineage: Eukaryota; Viridiplantae; Streptophyta; Magnoliopsida; Poales; Poaceae
Product: two-component response regulator ORR12-like
Exons: 5
Coding region: 1-426 (141 amino acids)
Biological process (GO): phosphorelay signal transduction system; cytokinin-activated signaling pathway
Source: RefSeq, a predicted model, not a curated record
AUGUUGACCUCUAAGGAUGGAAAUAAUUCCAAAGGAACUAGUGUGGAGAAGGUCAUGGUUGAUGCGUCUCCUCAUGUUCUCGUAGUUGAUGAUUCCCUUGUUGAUCGUUGUGUUGUUUCCAUGGCCUUAAAAUGCUAUAACAUACGAGUGACUGCCGUCGAAGGUCCUAAGCAAGCCCUGAAGGUUUUGGAUGCGGAACAUGAUGUGAAGAUGAUUGUGACAGAUUACUGUAUGCCAGCUAUGACUGGCUAUGAUCUCCUUGUGGAAGUGAAGAAAUCACCCAAGCUAAGGCACCUUCCGGUGGUGAUUGUAUCCUCUGAUAACAUUCCAGAAAGGAUCAAAAUGUGCUUGGAUGGAGGCGCGAUGGAGUACAUCCUGAAGCCUAUCAAGGCUGUUGAUGUACCUCGCAUUUUGAGCUACAUAUGA